AUGCUUGGAUCCGCCCCGGCGUUUGUUGUACCAAGUAGGGGGCGCGCAAGCGCUUCCGAAAAGGGGUUCACAACCACCAACCAAAAACACACAAACGAGAGAGCGCGUCCUUCGCGGGCGCCUUUUUGCUGCAGCGUGUGCUUUUAUUUAUGGAAUAUGUGUAUGGGGAAAGGGGACUUUCUCUUCUCCCCCUAUGCUACCUUUCCAUUCGUUUUGUUCACAGACCUGAGUGUGGCAGGACUACCCGCCGAACUUAAGCAUAUUACUCAGCGGAGGAAAAGAAAACAACCGUGA
Messenger RNA from Phytomonas sp. EM1, 294 nucleotides. The record is from the annotation of a GenBank genome assembly. Lineage: Eukaryota; Euglenozoa; Kinetoplastea; Trypanosomatida; Trypanosomatidae.